AUGACAAAUGUUGGUUUAACUGCAAACAACCCGGACAUUUCGCGAGAGACUGUAGAGAACCACUCGCAAGUAAAAAAAGUCAAAAUACACGCGUCUUCAAAGAAAAGAAACCAAGAAGAAAACAACGUAUUUAAUCCAUCCUUUAAUAAACAUUGCCAAGCACUCAUCAAGUGUGCCAAGGAAUACGUUAAAGCUGAACUCUCCAUUCCGGAGCUUAAUUACGAUUUUUAUUGGGCUGCUAAUGAAAUCUCAAAAAUUCUUUCAAAAGUUAAGGGAGUAACAUAUGAUGAUGAUGACCUUGAAGGGUAUGACCUUGGAGAGUGUGAUAACUCUAUGGAAGACUUUGGUAUUACAAUACUAUGGAAACACGUCAAAAUAGAAUAUCCCACGGUAAAAAGUUUUUACAUAUUUGCAAAGACAAAAACCGUUUCACGGAAAUGUAAGAAAUUUAAUGGUUUACGCAGAUGA
This is a messenger RNA of Funneliformis mosseae, 468 nucleotides long. NCBI's taxonomy places the organism in Eukaryota, Fungi, Glomeromycota, Glomeromycetes, Glomerales, Glomeraceae. The record is from the annotation of a GenBank genome assembly.